UCCUGUCACUCCCGAGCGAGCAGCAGAGUGUGCGGCUGCAGGAACGGAGCGAUGCCCAAAUCAAAGGAACUUGUUUCUUCAAGCUCAUCUGGGAGUGAUUCUGACAGUGAAAUUGACAAAAAGGCAAAGAGGAAAAAGCAAGCUCUUCCAGAAAAACCCAUAAAAAAACAAAAGACAGGAGAGAGUUCUAAAUCACCAGCUUCAUCCAAGCAAAGCAGCAGCCGAGAUGAUCAUAUGUUCCAGAUUGGAAAAAUGAGAUAUGUCAGUGUACGGGACUUUAAAGGAAAAGUCCUAAUUGAUAUUAGAGAAUACUGGAUGGAUCAGGAAGGCGAAAUGAAACCUGGUAGAAAAGGUAUUUCUUUAAAUCCAGAACAAUGGAGCCAGCUGAAGGAACAGAUUUCUGAUAUUGAUGAUGCAGUAAGAAAACUGUAAAAUCAGAGCCAUAUGAAACCUGUACUGUUUUAGUUGUUUUAAUCAGUCUUUUUACAUUGGCUUUUGUUUUCUAAACUAUUUGUUUUCCAAGCUAUUGUAUAUUUGGAUUGCAAAACAAUUUGUAAGACAAAUCCUUUUUUUUUAAAUGUGCAUUAAAAGUGUAUUCUGAGUGAAGCUAAUUGUCUAUACUUUAUUAAAAAGGAAUGCUUUGCAUCCACCACCUGGUGUAAAAUAAAAUCAAGUAAUAAAAUCUAA
Molecule: messenger RNA, 687 nt
Organism: Gracilinanus agilis (Agile Gracile Mouse Opossum)
Lineage: Eukaryota; Metazoa; Chordata; Mammalia; Didelphimorphia; Didelphidae
Gene: SUB1
Product: SUB1 regulator of transcription
Exons: 5
Coding region: 52-432 (126 amino acids)
Biological process (GO): positive regulation of transcription initiation by RNA polymerase II
Cellular component (GO): nucleus; transcription regulator complex
Molecular function (GO): transcription coactivator activity; DNA binding
Source: RefSeq, a predicted model, not a curated record